UGUCAGGCUGAAACAUUGUGUUAUGUUUUCCAGGGAGAACGAAACACUGUGGAGAGAAAUCUCAGAUCUGAGACAGAAACAUGUUCAUCAACAACAGCUCAUCAAGAAGCUGAUACAGUUCAUUGUUACGCUGGUGCAGAAUAACCACAUUCUGAAUUUAAAACGCAAAAGGCCUAUUCUGAUGAACAGCAGUGGAAAGAAGCCCAAAUACAUCCAUCAGCUGUAUGAGGACAAAGUGUGUGUGGAUCAGUCGCCUGUCAAUGGCCUGAAUCCUGUGAAGAACUCUGACGUCUCUGAUGAUGUCAUCAUCUGUGACUUGUCAGAAAGUGAUGCUGAGGUGUUGUCUGAGGUCACAGAAACAUCUUCCAGGAGCUGUGAACAGGGUGAUGCAGGAAUCGUGGAAGUAGAUUUGGACAGCUGCACAGUGUUGCCGGCUGAGAUGGAGGUGAGCACCAGCUGCAUAGAGGACGCCAGACCGACAGAUACACAGAAGAUUCACGUGUCGGAGAGCAGCGGUGCCACCACCAGCAGCAGCGCCCUUCAGCUCAAUAAAACAUCCAGCCUGAGUCUGGAGGAUCCGCUGAAGAUGAUGGACUCCAUCCUGAAAGAAAAUGGAGCAGUAUCACAGAACAUCAACCUUCUGGGCAAGGUGGAACUGAUGGACUAUCUGGACAGUAUUGACUGCAGUCUAGAGGAUUUCCAGGCCAUGGUUUAUGGAAAACAGUUUGGCAUUGAUUGUGAUGCCCUUGAGGAGACAGUUUCUCCCAAAGAUCAUGAAAUUCACCUGAACAGAGAGAAGACGGAUGAUGACAACACAGAUAAGCAGCUGAUCCAGUACACCACGUGCCCUCUGAUGGCCUUUCUUGACGGCUGCACCCUGACUCCAGAACUGGACCCUGGCACCGGUGGCACUGAGCUUUGCGGCACUUCAGAAGAAGCUGAGCCUGCCUUAGAACUGUUGGACAGCGGCCUUGAAUCCAAACAGGUGACCCACAGCUCUCUGAUCCGCCUGGAACCGCUAACGGAGGCAGAGGCCAGCGAAGAAACGCUCUUCUACCUGUGUGAACUGAACCCUGAUGAGUCCGAGUCCAACCCCCAGUGACGCUUUCUUUACUGGGUCACAAUUCUCACAAAAAAAAUAAAAAAAUCAAGAUAUGUUUGGGUUGGAGCAGCUCUAACUCGAGCCAGAUCGUUUGGACCAUUGGUUCAGAAACCGAUGAUGGGGACCCCCCCAUUGACAUCAUCAGUGAAGGAGACUCUGCAGCUUUGUACAUAUUUGUGAUUGUGUUUGUGUCUGUCUACAUUCCAGGUCAGCGCCAGGAAACAGUUUAUAAAAAUCCCUGAGGUCAUCACAGGUCAGCAGGUAUCACUUUUUUGUUUUGCCGUGUCAAGUCGGGCAACCACAAAAGUGAAAAAUGAGUCAAUGUUCACACACACACACUUUCAUGAAAAAUCAACCUCAGCUUCUAACUAAACACGAGCCAGGGGGCGAUGCAGACAAAUGUAAUCAUUCUUCAACAAGUGGAAUAAAACAGUUGUCUUUAAGAUGGUUCAGUUUCAAUUUAGUUUCAUUUAUAUAGCACCAAAUCACAACAAAGCUGCCUCAAGGCGCCUCACAUGAGUAAGGUCUA
Messenger RNA from Thalassophryne amazonica, 1631 nucleotides. RefSeq names its product heat shock transcription factor 2 (gene hsf2). NCBI's taxonomy places the organism in Eukaryota, Metazoa, Chordata, Actinopteri, Batrachoidiformes, Batrachoididae. Bases 23 to 1102 code for a protein of 359 amino acids. Gene Ontology annotation, biological process: regulation of DNA-templated transcription. Gene Ontology annotation, molecular function: DNA-binding transcription factor activity; DNA binding. The transcript has 8 exons. The record is from RefSeq and is a predicted model, not a curated record.